AUGGAAAGCUUGGAAGGGAAAAAAUGCAUUGGAUGUCAGAAGCCGGCGAAGCUUCGGUGUCCGACAUGCAUUAAAAUGUCUCUUCCCGACGCGUAUUUUUGUGAUCAGACAUGCUUCAAAGCGUUCUGGCCGAUUCACAAAAUCUCGCACACCGAUGUUUCUGGAGCUUAUAAUCCGUGGCCUUGUUAUUCGUUCACCGGUGCACUCCGCCCAGCACGUGUCACUGAUCGUCGAACAGUUCCUGAUCAUAUUCCUCGUCCAGAUUAUGCUCUACAUCCACAAGGAGUAUCACUCGAAGAACGCCAAUCGAAGAGUGAAAGAAUUAUUAAAGUUCUAACUGAUGAGGAGAAAGAAGGCUUGAAAGUAGCUUGUAAACUCGGAAGAGAGUGCCUGAACGAGGCUGGACGAGCAUGUGAACCAGGUGUGACUACUGACGAAUUGGAUCGAGUUGUUCAUGAGGCUGCAAUCGAAAGAGACUGUUAUCCGAGUCCCCUGGGAUACUAUAAGUUCCCGAAGAGUUGUUGUACUUCUGUCAAUGAAGUCAUUUGUCACGGAAUUCCGGAUAUGAGAGUAUUGGAAAAUGGAGAUCUUUGUAAUGUGGAUGUGACUGUCUAUCACCGUGGAUUCCAUGGAGAUCUCAACGAAACAUUCCUCGUUGGAGACAAAGUUGAUGAAGAAUCCCGGAAGCUUGUUCAAACGACAUGGGAAUGUCUUCAACAGGCAAUCGCUAUCGUGAAACCUGGCGUGAAAUUCCGAGAAAUCGGCAACGUCAUCCAGAAACACGCGAAUGCCAACGGAUUCUCGGUAGUCAAAGGAUACUGUGGACACGGAAUUCAUCGACUUUUCCACACGGCUCCGAAUGUUCCACAUUAUGCAAAGAAUAACGCGACUGGCGUCAUGAAGGCCGGCAACUCGUUCACCAUCGAACCGAUGAUCAAUGCUGGCACAUUCCACGACGACAAAUGGCCAGAUGAUUGGACUGCCGUUACGAGAGACGGACGACGCUCUGCCCAAUUCGAACAAACCCUUUUGGUUACUGACACUGGGUGCGAGAUUCUGACGAAGAGAGAUCAAAACCGCCCGUGGUUUAUGGACCAAAUUGCACAAAAGUACUGA
Caenorhabditis remanei is the source of this 1116-nucleotide messenger RNA. RefSeq lists its product as uncharacterized. Gene Ontology annotation, biological process: proteolysis. The record is from RefSeq and is a predicted model, not a curated record. Gene Ontology annotation, molecular function: metalloaminopeptidase activity. NCBI's taxonomy places the organism in Eukaryota, Metazoa, Nematoda, Chromadorea, Rhabditida, Rhabditidae. The transcript is spliced from 7 exons. The coding region runs from base 1 to 1116 and encodes 371 amino acids.